This is a messenger RNA of Aspergillus candidus, 2810 nucleotides long. RefSeq names its product DUF500-domain-containing protein. The record is from RefSeq and is a predicted model, not a curated record. Lineage: Eukaryota; Fungi; Ascomycota; Eurotiomycetes; Eurotiales; Aspergillaceae. The transcript has 2 exons. Gene Ontology annotation, molecular function: phosphatidylinositol binding. Bases 288 to 2390 code for a protein of 700 amino acids.
CUUCUUAGCCUCUUCAGCCUACCAAUCCUACAAGAAUCCCUUUCAGCACUGCAUUCCGGACUUCUCCCUUCGCAUUCUUCACCUACCCAGCAAGGCGUCCCCGCCUUACAUUCCACCCCGUCGCAUCGGGUAAAGUUUCAUCUGCUCUCCCGUUUUCGUCAUAUUCAGUUUGUUCAAGGUGCGCACAACGACUGGGUUAAGACUCUGGGUCUUCCUUCCAGUCCGCUGGACUUGGUUCGAUCAUUGACUUUGGAUUUGAACCCAUCAACCCUCCCCCCCCUCCCAACAUGGCGCCUCAUUCGUUCUGGGAAAGGACGAAAGGAACGUCCAAGAAAGGCUUCGAUAAGGCAUGGCAUACUCUCGACAAACUGGGCGAUCCCGUCAAUCGCCUAUCCUACAAAGUCGGCGCAGAGGCCUUCUGGCCCAUGACCAUCGACAAGGAGAGCGAUAAAGCGGCCCGCAUCUUACGCAGCUUCUGCAAAGAUGGCUUCUACACAGACCAGGAACCUGAGAACCGACGGUCCGACAGCGUCUCCAGCGUCAAUAGCAAAGCAACCGGCAACAGCAAAGCAACCGGCAAGAUCGAUCGUCCCAAGGGCAAGCAACGCGUCCUACAAAAGAUCCCCACCAAGGUCAUCCGCCAGGCCAAGGGUUUGGCCAUCUUCACCACCAUGCGCACCGGUCUCUGGUUAAGUGGUUCCGGCGGAAGUGGUGUGCUCCUGGGUCGCAUCCCCGAGACUGGCGAGUGGAGUCCCCCGUCCGGCAUCAUGCUCCAUACCUCCGGCAUUGGGUUCCUGGCCGGCGUUGACAUCUAUGAUUGCGUCGUCGUCAUUAACACCUACGAGGCUUUGAACGCCUUCAAGCAUUUCCGCUGUACCCUAGGCGGCGGCCUCAGCGUCGCCGCCGGCCCCGUCGGCAUGGGCGGCAUGCUCGAGUCCGAAGUCCACAAGCGCCAGGCCCCCAUCUGGACCUACAUGAAGAGUCGCGGCUUCUAUGCCGGCGUCCAGAUCGACGGCACCGUCAUCAUCGAGCGCACCGACGAGAACGAGCGCUUCUUCGGCGAGCGCAUCUCCGUGACCGACAUCCUGGCCGGCAAGGUGAAACACCCGCCGGACUCCAUUAAAACCCUAAUGCAGACCGUGCGCGCCGCCCAAGGUGACACCGACGUGGACGAGAGUCUGGUGGCGCCCCCCGGCAUCACCCCCGGUGACGUGGACGUGGUUGCCUCGACCUUUGGCGUCCCGGCCGCCGACGAUCCGGACCCCUUUGGCGUCAAGGCCCUCGAGGCCGAGGGCCUCUUCAUCCGCGAAGCCGGUUCCCGCUCCCGGGCCCACCAGGAGGUCUUCGAAUUCCGACCCAGCCCCAGCAGCCCCAUCUACUCGACCUACCGGCGCAGCCUCGACAGCUCCCCCCGGACCAGCUGGCGCACCAGCGUCCAGAGCCAUACCAGCCAGGACCGCGGCACCCAGACCGAGGCCCCGACGGCCCCGACAUCUGUCAGCCGCGCCUCCUCGCGGAGCACCCGCGGCGGCGUCCCCGCCGAGACGCCAUCGGAGCCCACCAAGUGGGACCACGAGGGCGUGCAGUGGGAGGCCGCCAUCCCAGAACGCCACGCCAUCCCCGAGACCGACGACGACGACAAGCGGGAUCCAGAUGAGUCCUCUCAGGACGAGGACGAAGACGAGGACGAGGACUUUGAGAUCCACGAGGUCAGCAGCGCCACCGUGAGCCGCCGCGACAGCGCCCCCUCGUCCCCCAUCUCGUUGGAUGAUCCCCACGCUCCGGUGGACGUCAAGCGUCAGUCGCCUACGUUUACGCGCGCCCGCUUGGUCACCAUCCCCAAACGUCCGCCCCCGCCGCCGCUGCCCCCUCGCGAUCCUUCCCACCGGCCCUCCGCGUCGCCUCCGGCCUCGCCCGUCUCCCAGCGGGUUGAGUCGCCGCUGCCUCCGCGCAAUCCCUCCCACCGAGCGUCCGAUCAGUCCGAAUUGCCCCUCCCGCCCCGCGAUCCGCACCACCGCCCGUCCAUCUCGUCAUCUAGGUCACCCGUCUCCCAUUCUCCCCCGUCACCCGAGACGGAACAGACCCAAAACGGAUUUGCUGAACUGCCUCUGGGCCCCACCGACGAUGCCUCCGAGGCGUCGCGCGGAGCAUCUCCCGCCCGGGUUCAAGACAAGGACGAGUUCCACUCGGUAUCCACGGCCCGGUCAUGGGACUCGGCCUCGGACACGGAGGCGAGCAUCAAAGAUAAAGUCUCCACCUCCGACGUGGACGCCCGGCCGGACGCCGACGAGGAAAAGCUAGAUCUUGAUCCAGUUGAGCCAGUCAAGACGGUGACGGAGGAAGACAGCCACACGACCUCCGUGCAGCGGCAGACUGCGUCUGUUUUAUAAGAGUCUUUCAUCGCCGCAUUUCAUUGGUUCGUGUAAUUGUAUAUACCCGGAGAGAUUUAUUGGCCUCCCUUUCUCUCUUUCCCCCUCCCUCCCCCCCCCUCCUUAUUCCUUUCUCUGUUUUCUUUUUCAUGUGUACCUCCACCCCACCCACCUCCAUACCUCAGUUUAGUUAUUUUCUUCGAUUGUUCACUUAGCGUGUUGGCGUGCAGAUGGGAAAGGGACAUGGAAAUAUACCUGGGCGUUUGGUUUCUUUCUUCUUAUUUUUUUGUUUCCUACUCUUUGUGCUACUUCUUGGUCCGUUGUAUAAGAGAUGAGGGCUAUGUAGGAAAGCAAGUGGAUUAGAUUUAUUUGUAUCCCAUGUGUUGAGUUGUUGGAUACAGCAUUGCAAUAUAGAUAGUGCUAUGGAAUAUAAGAUAUCUG